GUGACAGUCGCCAUUUUAUUUUGAAAAAUCCAAAUCGAACCGAGGGAGAAAGCGACCUUUUAUCCGUCAAGAGCAGAACUACGAAAUACGACGAAAAUGAUCAUCCGCGUGUAAUUCUGUUUCCAGAAUCCGAGAUGUCACUGUGAAUUGCACUGAAGGACGUUACUUUGCAUCAGCACCCACCCAAAGACUUGGCUUGUUGGAAACCGGACACUUUUCACACCUUUUGGGGGGGGGGCUGUCAGAAGUAACUUAUCACUGCGGUGACUAAAGGGGAAUAAUGGUGAUUUUGCGCCGGGCUCGGCCGCCUGCUUCCGCCCCAACCAGCAAUGAAUCUUGACUCGCUCUCGCUGGCUUUGUCUCAAAUCAGUUACCUAGUGGACAAUUUAACUAAGAAAAACUACAGAGCCAGCCAGCAGGAAAUACAACACAUUGUGAAUUGUCACGGCCCUGAGGCAGACAGGCAUCUAUUACGCUGUCUCUUUUCCCAUGUGGAUUUUAGUGGCGAUGGUAAAAGCAGUGGCAAAGAUUUUCACCAGACACAGUUUCUGAUCCAGGAGUGUGUGUCGCUUAUUACCAAACCAAAUUUUGUUUCAACCCUCUGCUACGCCAUUGACAAUCCCCUGCACUAUCAAAAGAGUUUAAAGCCAUCACCUCAUUUAUUUACUCAGCUGAGUAAAGUUCUCAAGCUAAGCAAGGUUCAGGAGGUGAUUUUUGGCCUUUCUCUGCUAAACUCUAGCAACGCAGACCUUCGAGGGUUUGCUGCCCAGUUUGUGAAGCAGAAGCUUCCUGACCUCCUCCGUUCGUACGUGGACGCCGACCUCGGAGGAAAUCAGGAAGGUGGCUUCCAAGACAUUGCCAUAGAGGUUCUGCAUCUGCUCCUCUCCCAUCUUCUGUUUGGCCAAAAGGGCUCCAGCGGCGUCGGACAAGAGCAGAUCGACGCCUUUCUCAAAACACUGUGCAGAGAUUUCCCGCAGGAGCGCUGUCCUGUGGUGCUCGCGCCACUGCUCUACCCUGACAAACAGGACAUUCUCAUGGACAGGAUCUUGCCAGACUCUGGAGAGUUAAAUAAGACCAUGAUGGAGAGUUCUCUCGCUGACUUCAUGCAAGAAGUUGGCUAUGGCUUUUGUGCAAGUCUUGAAGAAUGCAGGAACAUAAUCCUCCAGUAUGGGGUGCGAGAGGUGACGGCCAGCCAGGUGGCCAGAGUGCUGGGCAUGAUGGCCCGCACUCACUCUGGCCUGUCCGAUGGCAUCCCUUUACAGUCCAUCUCAAAUCCAGUGGGUGGUGGCAUUUGGAGUGAUGGAAAGGACAAGAGUGAUGGCUCUCAGGUUCACACCUGGAACGUUGAAGUUCUGAUCGACGUGGUUAAAGAAGUGAACCUCAAUCUGAAUUUCAAAGAGGUGACCUAUGAGCUAGACCACCCAGGCUUCCUGAUCCGGGAUAGUAAGGGGCUUCAGAUAGUGGUGUAUGGGAUCCAGAGGGGUCUGGGGAUAGAGGUUUUCCCAGUGGAUCUCAUUUAUAGACCAUGGAAGCAUGCAGAAGGACAGCUGUCAUUCAUUCAGCAUUCUUUGAUGAGUCCUGAACUUUUCUGCUUUGCCGACUACCCGUGUCACACUGUCGCCAUUGACAUCCUGAAAGCCCCACCUGAGGAUGACAACAGGGAGAUAGCCACAUGGAAGAGCUUGGACCUGGUGGAGAGCCUCUUGCGUCUCUCUGAAGUUGGGCAUUAUGAACAGGUGAAACAGCUCUUCAGCUUCCCCAUCAAGCACUGCCCGGACAUGCUGGUGUUGGCCCUGCUGCAGAUCAGCACGUCCUGGCACACGCUGCGUCAUGAGCUCAUCUCCACCCUCAUGCCCAUCUUCCUGGGCAACCACCCCAACUCCGCUAUCAUCUUGCACUAUGCCUGGCAUGGACAGGGUCAGUCCCCAUCCAUCCGUCAACUGAUCAUGCACUCUAUGGCCGAGUGGUACAUGAGAGGAGAGCAAUACGACCAGGCUAAGCUGUCUCGCAUCUUAGAUGUGGCUCAGGACUUGAAGUCUUUAUCGAUGCUGCUGAAUGGUACUCCAUUUGCCUUUGUAAUUGACCUUGCUGCACUUGCCUCUCGCCGUGAAUACCUCAAACUCGACAAAUGGCUUACUGACAAAAUCCGAGAGCACGGGGAGCCGUUCAUCCAGGCAUGCAUCACGUUCCUGAAGAGACGCUGUCCUUCCAUCAUGGGUGGUUUGGCCCCAGAGAAAGACCAGCCGAAAAGUGCUCAGCUUCCUCCUGAAACACUGGCCACCAUGCUCGCAUGUCUGCAGUCUUGUGCUGGGAGUGUAUCUCAAGAGCUGUCAGAGACUAUAUUGACCAUGGUGGCCAACUGUGGCAAUGUGAUGAACAAAGCUCGACAGCCGCCACCAGGAGUCCUACCGAAGGGGCGAGCACCCAGCACCAGCAGCUUAGACGCUAUCUCACCUGUGCAGAUGGACCCUCUCUCUGCCAUGGGCUCUCUGAGUUUAGGUGUUUCAUCCACCUCUCACACCCCAAGCAUGCAAGGAUUCCCCAGCCUGCAGGGCUCUGCCUUCAGUAACCCACAGUCCCCGGCUAAGGCCUUCUCAAACCUGCCUAACCCAAACCCCAGCACAGCUUUCCCAGGAAUUAACCCCCUUUCAUCUCAGCUACAAGGUCCUUUAAGCACAAGCUUGACUGGGAUCGGAUCAGGCUUGGGCAUGCCAGCCGUCAGCAGCGACCCCUUUGGCACCAGGAAGAUGAGCACACCGGGGCUGAACCCGCCCACCUUCCAACAGAUGUUUUCAUCAGCUCAAAAAGAAUGGCCUGUAACAGAUCCCCAUCCCACUGUUUCAGCUGACCUAUCUCAGGUGUGGCCAGAGGCAAAUCAGCACUUUAGUAAUGAGAUCGACGACGAAGCAAACAGCUACUUCCAACGCAUCUACAACCAUCCACCACAUCCAACUAUGUCUGUGGAUGAGGUGCUGGAAAUGCUGCAGAGGUUCAAGGACUCAAACAUCAAGCGGGAACGGGAGGUUUUUAACUGCAUGCUGAGGAAUCUGUUCGAGGAAUACAGAUUUUUCCCCCAGUAUCCCGACAAAGAGCUGCACAUCACCGCCUGCCUCUUCGGGGGGAUCAUCGAGAAGGGCCUGGUCACGUACAUGGCGCUGGGCUUGGCCUUACGAUAUGUCUUGGAAGCCUUACGCAAACCUUUUGGAUCAAAGAUGUAUUAUUUUGGAAUUGCUGCACUAGAUAGAUUUAAAAAUAGAUUGAAGGACUAUCCCCAGUACUGUCAGCACUUGGCGUCUAUAGCCCAUUUCCUGCAGUUUCCACACCAUUUACAAGAGUGUGUACAGUAUAUCGAGUAUGGCCAGCAGUCAAGAGACCCUCCUGUGAAGAUGCAAGGCUCCAUCACCACCCCGGGCAGCCUGGCACUAGCCCAAGCUCAGGCCCAGUCUCAGACCCCCAAAGUCCCCCAACCUGGCCAAGCCAGCACCCUGGUGACCACAGCUACCACAACCACCACCGCUGCCAAAACCACCACCAUCACGAGACCCACAGCUGUCGGACUGAAGAAAGACGUGCCACCCUCAAUCAACACCACAAACAUCGACACCUUGUUGGUAGCCACAGACCAGACUGAAAGGAUCGUUGAGCCCCCAGAGAACGUUCAGGAGAAGAUUGCGUUCAUCUUCAACAACUUGUCCCAGUCAAACAUGUCCCAAAAGGUGGAGGAACUGAAAGAGACUGUGAAGGAAGAGUUCAUGCCCUGGGUUUCUCAAUACCUGGUCAUGAAGCGCGUCAGUAUUGAGCCCAACUUCCAUAGUCUGUAUUCUAACUUUCUGGAUACACUGAAAAACCCGGAGUUUGUCAAGAUGGUUCUCAAUGAGACUUACAGAAACAUCAAGGUCCUCCUUACCUCUGAUAAGGCAGCUGCUAACUUUUCUGAUCGAUCCCUGCUGAAGAAUUUGGGUCAUUGGCUUGGAAUUAUCACACUGGCUAAAAACAAACCCAUUUUGUACACGGACCUGGAGCUGAAAUCUCUUCUGUUGGAAGCCUAUGUGAAAGGUCAGCAGGAGUUGCUGUAUGUCGUCCCAUUUGUAGCCAAAGUCUUGGAAUCAAGUCUGCGGAGUGUGAUCUUCAGACCGCAAAAUCCUUGGACCAUGGGUAUCAUGAAUGUACUAGCUGAACUCCACCAGGAACAUGACUUAAAGCUCAACCUGAAGUUUGAGAUCGAAGUGCUCUGUAAGAAUCUGUCUCUGGACAUCAGCGAGCUGAAGCCAGGAAACCUGCUGAGAGACAAAGAAAAGCUCAAGAACCUGGAAGAGCAGCUCUCUGCACCAAAGAAAGAGACCAAGCCUCCCGAUGCUGAGAUGAUGCCUAUAGUUACUACAGUAGAUCCUGUUGCAUUUACAACAGUACCCUCAACUCCAGCAACCACCACUACUUGUACAGCCACAGGGCCGCCCACUCCACAGUUCAGCUACCAUGACAUUAAUGUCUAUGCCUUGGCGGGCCUGGCCCCACACAUCAAUAUCAAUGUCACUAUCCCACUGCUGCAGGCCCACCCUCAACUGAAGCAGUGCGUGAGACCGGCUAUCGAGCGUGCCGUACAGGAGCUGGUGCACCCCGUGGUUGACCGGUCCAUCAAGAUCGCCAUGACCACCUGCGAGCAGAUAGUCAGGAAGGACUUCGCCCUGGAUUCCGAGGAGUCUCACAUGCGCGUGGCCGCCCACCACAUGAUGCGAAACCUUACCGCCGGCAUGGCCAUGAUCACCUGCAGGGAGCCGCUGCUCAUGAGCAUCGCCACCAAUCUGAAGAACAGCUUUGCUGCAGCUCUUAGGGCUCCCACGCCCCAGCAGAGAGAGAUGAUGGAAGAGGCUGCUGCUCGUGUCGCGCAGGACAACUGUGAGCUGGCGUGUUGCUUCAUUCAGAAGACAGCAGUGGAGAAAGCUGGACCAGAGAUGGACAAGAGACUGGCAACUGAGUUUGAGCUGAGGAAGCAUGCCCGCCAAGAAGGCCGUCGUUACUGUGACCCCAUGGUGCUCACCUAUCAGGCUGAGCGCAUGCCAGAGCAGAUCAGACUGAAGGUGGGUGGAGUGGACCCUAAACAGCUGGCUGUUUAUGAGGAGUUUGCGCGAAACGUUCCAGGCUUCCUACCUAGUAAUGACCUGUCUCAACCUACUGGAUUCCUUGCUCAACCAAUGAAGCAACAGGCAUGGCCAACCGAUGAUGUGGCUCACAUCUAUGACAAGUGCAUUUCAGACUUGGAGCAGCACCUCCAUGCAAUUCCACCCGCCCUCGCCAUGAACCCACAGACCCUGGCCAUACGCAGCCUGCUGGAAGCUGUAGUUAUGGCAAGGAACUCCCGUGACGGCAUUGCUGCCCUGGGCCUUCUACAGAAGGCUGUAGAGGGUUUGCUGGAUGCCACCAGUGGUGCUGAUCCUGAUCUGUUGCUAAGCUACAGAGAGUGCCACCUGCUGGUGCUUAAAGCCCUACAGGACGGACGUGCCUACGGCCCACAAUGGUGCAACAAACAAAUCACCAGAUGCCUGAUCGAAUGCAGAGAUGAAUACAAAUACAACGUCGAAGCUGUGGAGCUGCUCAUCAGAAACCAUCUGGUCAACAUGCAGCAGUAUGAUGUACAUCUGGCUCAGUCAAUGGAGAACGGGCUCAACUACAUGGCCGUAGCAUUUGCCAUGCAGCUGGUGAAACUCCUGCUGGUCGAUGAGCGCAGCGGGAGCCACAUCACUGAAGCUGACCUCUUCCAAACCAUUGAGACGUUGAUGAGGACCAGCGCCCAUUCCAGAGCAAAUGCACCUGAAGGUUUGCCCCAGUUGAUGGAUGUGGUUCGCUCCAACUAUGAGGCUAUGAUCGAUCGCCACCAUGGUGGGCCCAACUUCAUGAUGCACUCUGGGAUUUCUCAAGCAUCUGAAUAUGAUGACCCACCAGGCCUCAGAGAGAAGGCAGAGUACCUGCUGAGAGAAUGGGUCAACUUGUACCACUCGGCGGCUGCCGGCAGGGACAGCACUAAGGCUUUUUCUGCAUUCGUAGGCCAGAUGCACCAGCAAGGCAUCCUGAAAACCGAUGACCUCAUCACUCGCUUUUUCCGGCUCUGCACAGAGAUGUGCGUUGAUAUCAGUUAUCGAGCACAAGCCGAACAGCAGCACCCCACCACCAGCCCCGCCAUCAUCAGGGCCAAGUGCUACCACAACCUGGACGCCUUCGUCCGGCUCAUCGCCCUGCUGGUCAAACACUCCGGAGAGGCCACCAACACUGUCACCAAAAUCAACCUGCUCAACAAGGUUCUGGGCAUUGUAGUGGGCGUGUUGAUCCAGGAUCAUGAUGUGAGGCAGACGGAGUUCCAGCAGCUCCCGUACCACAGAAUUUUCAUCAUGCUUCUGUUGGAGCUCAAUGCACCAGAGCACGUGCUGGAGACCAUCAACUUCCAGACCCUCACUGCCUUCUGUAACACAUUUCACAUCCUGAGGCCGACUAAAGCACCUGGAUUUGUAUAUGCUUGGUUGGAGCUUAUUUCUCAUCGCAUCUUCAUUGCCAGGAUGCUUGCACACACCCCACAACAGAAGGGUUGGCCUAUGUAUGCACAGCUGCUGAUUGACUUGUUCAAGUAUCUUGCACCCUUCCUAAGGAAUGUUGAGCUCAACAAACCUAUGCAAAUUCUUUACAAGGGAACGCUCCGUGUGCUGCUCGUCUUGCUCCAUGACUUCCCAGAAUUUCUGUGCGACUACCAUUAUGGCUUCUGUGACGUCAUCCCGCCAAACUGCAUCCAGCUGAGGAACCUUAUCCUGAGUGCCUUCCCCCGUAACAUGAGGCUUCCAGACCCCUUCACCCCAAAUCUGAAGGUGGAUAUGCUAAGUGAGAUCAACAUCGCUCCUCGCAUUCUCACUAACUUCACCGGUGUGAUGCCAUCGCAGUUCAAAAAGGAUCUUGACUCUUACCUAAAGACCCGCUCACCGGUGACUUUCCUCUCUGAGCUGCGCAGCAACCUGCAGGUGUCCAACGAGCCAGGCAACCGCUACAACAUCCAGCUGAUCAACGCUCUGGUGCUGUACGUGGGUACCCAGGCCAUCGCACACAUUCACAACAAGGGCAGCACUCCCUCCAUGAGCACCAUUACUCAUUCAGCACACAUGGACAUCUUCCAGAACCUCGCGGUAGACCUGGAUACUGAGGGCCGCUACCUGUUCCUGAAUGCGAUAGCCAAUCAGCUGCGUUACCCAAACAGCCACACACACUACUUUAGCUGUACCAUGCUGUAUCUGUUCGCCGAGGCCAAUGCUGAAGCCAUUCAAGAGCAGAUCACCAGGGUCCUGCUAGAGAGGCUGAUCGUGAACAGGCCGCACCCUUGGGGUCUGCUCAUUACCUUCAUUGAGCUAAUCAAGAACCCUGCCUUUAAGUUCUGGAGUCACGACUUUGUGCACUGUGCCCCUGAAAUCGAGAAAUUGUUCCAGUCGGUGGCUCAGUGCUGCAUGGGGCAAAAACAGGCCCAGCAGGUGAUGGAGGGAACAGGUGCCAGCUAGGCUGCAGGAACUGUUCCUGUGCCCAGAGAGAGCGCUUUCCCUCGCCCCAACCCUUCAUUUGACCCAACAUCCCUGCACAUCUGAUCAACACACAGCCUGCACUGAAUUACUGUCUGCCCUUCGGGGCGACAUCUGACCUGAGGAGUUCUAUUUUCUUUCAAAUCCCCCCAAGCAAGAUGAAACUUCUAUGUAAAUACUGAAAAGGACAUUCAAGGGCAGAUUUUGCGUAAUUUUGUCAAAGAUGCUUGAGCACAUUUUACUCCUGGAUGUUUGGCUCCCCUAACUCUCCAUUUUCUUUUUUGCCUUCAAAACGAAUUGACUUUAUUUUGGAAGCUUGGUAAGAGGCUCGAGGAAGCUGUCUUUUUUUAUUAUUUUUAUUUUUCCUGAUGUUUGGUUUUAAGGGGAGGGCUGUCGGUGUGGCGAGUUGAUAGUAUCAGAAAUGUCUUGGACUGCAGGAGGGUCGCUAGUUUGCACCUGUGAUGAAACUAAUCUUGGGUUGGAGGUUCUCCCUGGCACUUGUACAAUUGUGGAAAUAUUCAGAAAUUUGUUGGUAAAUUGGAUCUUCGGAGUUUGUACAAAGAUUCAACUUGCAGAACAAAAAAGGACCAAUACAGCUCAUUUUGUAAGGAUUUUGAAUGUUUUGUAAAUGUAUUGGUCCGUGUGAUGUAUUUUGUAGUAAUUUGUAGUUGCCUUUAGUUCCUGCUACUUAUUUCCUGUAUGUAUGCAUUCUGUAGUUACCGCAUUAAACACUUGAACUGCACCCUGUCUGGAUUUCAUUUCU
Triplophysa rosa is the source of this 8310-nucleotide messenger RNA. RefSeq names its product CCR4-NOT transcription complex, subunit 1 (gene cnot1). Gene Ontology annotation, biological process: nuclear-transcribed mRNA catabolic process, deadenylation-dependent decay. Gene Ontology annotation, molecular function: molecular adaptor activity. Gene Ontology annotation, cellular component: P-body; CCR4-NOT core complex. Lineage: Eukaryota; Metazoa; Chordata; Actinopteri; Cypriniformes; Nemacheilidae. The record is from RefSeq and is a predicted model, not a curated record. The transcript is spliced from 48 exons. The coding region runs from base 330 to 7529 and encodes 2399 amino acids.